Messenger RNA from Dimorphilus gyrociliatus, 975 nucleotides. The record is from the annotation of a GenBank genome assembly. Lineage: Eukaryota; Metazoa; Annelida; Polychaeta; Dinophilidae.
GUACAAACUAAGAUACCAGACUUUCAAUAACCUUUAUUGACUUCCUGUUAGUUUAAACUACAUUUUUUGACAUAAAUAUGUAUUCGACAAAGCCGAUAGUAAGUAAUAUUAAAAUCGAGGACAAUUCUUCGCCUAUGUAUGAAGUUAAACCAUUUGUCUGCUUUUCGAACGGCGGAGAACAGAAUAAAGAUAUUUUAUUAGAAUUAGAGAAGAGACAAACAAGACUACUUGAAAGAAUUGAUAAAUUAAGAAUCGAUUUAGAUACAAUCUGUCCCCAAGUUCCAUGUUUAGGUGGGAAUUGCGAGGACCACGUGAUAUCUGUGAAUCCAAAUGAUCCUCCUUUUUCAAUUUUUGUUUUGGCUAACCUCCUUAGUUCUUAUCAUAAUGUCCGAGUAAGCAGUCACGUUCACUCAUCAAUCACACACGUCCCGAAAGCGUAUCUUUUGUCAUCUUACGUUGGUUGUACAUCCUUCUCUCGAAAUGGUUUCAGCAUGGGUCUUACAUUCAUAUGGAAAGACGUGAAGAAACCGUCACUUUUCGUUUCUGGUACAAGAAUAGAAGGUGAGGGCAACAUUGCCAGAUAUUUGAACAGUCUCAUAGCAGCAGAAAAAGAUAUUGUUACUCAAACAAAAAUUGAUGAUUUAAUUGAAGAUGUUGAAUGGCGAGGUGUGGUUUCCAUUGAAAAUGGUAACUCCGAAUUUCUUUUAGGUGACAAACCCUGCUUGGCUGAUAUUGUUGCAUGGUCGAUUCUUGUAAGACAAAAUAGAAAAUCUCCUAAAAUCGACGAAUGGAUGAAAAGAACAAUGAAAUACGUAUAUGAAAAAAUAGCUGGUCAAAUUAGUGUGGAAGAAUUAGUGGAAGGAUGAAGUUAUUUAUUUUUAAUAAACAAACUCAAAUCAUUGAAACGUCAAUUUAACGUUUGAAAAGGUUAGGCAAAUAAACUAUUUUGAAUAAAAUAACCUUGCGAGUUUUCUA